AUAAUAGCUUGGCACCCGACACUUAACAAGACCUUUAGACCGAGGGUAAAGUCUUGACCAGUACUUUCAUCAAGGUAAGUUUUCGCACCGAUGUGGUGUCAAGCACCUGUUUUCUGUCGAGAUUGUCUCUCUCAGGCUUUUCUAUACCCUCAAGGCGGUAUAGACCUUUCUCUUUUUCGGCAAGGGCACGGUCCUGCCAUGGGAGGAAUCGCACGCGAUGCAAUUCAGAAUAAGAGACACUGGAAAAUAAAUGAGUUACUCAAUAUGAGCGAUUGUCAAUGAGCAGCAAGCUGUAACAGUCGAUUAGCCAUUGUCGCCAAGAUGUCAGGCGAUUGGAUCAGUAUCGUUGUCCGCGACAGUCGCCGUCACAUCCUUUCGUUUCGCGGCCAAUAACUUUUCAGCGCCAUCUGCCGGCAACGGCAAAAUGUCGACGCAUUUUAAUUAUGUGUCUGUCACCAUGGUUGUUCGCGCUCUAAAUAUAGAGAAAUCAAUGGCUUGAAAUCCUUUUAUUUUUUUGUCACGGCCACUCCGCUCUACCUCACCGAUUCCUUCCUCGUCUUCUGCAGCAGUCCUCCAAAGAAAAUGGUUUCCUGCUGCCUUUGCUUGCCUAGUCACGCGCUCUAUUUUCCCUGCCCAUAGCUAGCCACCGAUGCACGUGUUUGCAUUCGCUUCAACGGUUAUUUGACGAACCCUGGUGCCCGGAGAAAAGUGUCGGAUCAAAAAGGGAUUUCAGGUUCUCUUUCAUUUUCUGUGUGGCUGACGUGGACGAUCAAUCGCCUACAUUCCCAUUACCCGGAGGACUGCCUGCUGCUGUCUGCAGACCCCAUACGCAGACGCAAAGAGUUUUUGGCCAGUGGUGUCACGUGGUUUCAUCUCUAAGAAGCCCGACAGCGUCAGAUAAAAUGUACUUGGUGCAAGCUCUGUUGCAGGAAACAGCCGGUGCCUUGACAGCAUUGAAAAUCUGUCUCGAGAGUUGCAAAGUAACAGCAGAAACGCAUGGCCCAGUCGUUUCCUCACAAGCUGCCAGGUGAACACGUGUACGAUGGCGUGCUGUUCUUCGGGUACAGCCCACCCGAGGUGCUGGACAGAGUCAAGACGUUUCCAGUCAGAGAAGAUGACGUUUUCAUCGUGACUUAUCCCAAAGCGGGAACCACGUGGCUGCAGGAACUUCUGUGGCUGCUGAUGCAUGACGGAGACUUCAAAGGGGCAUCAGAGACGCCUCUGUACCUGAGGUCACCGUUCAUAGAGUUUAAGGAUGACAUCUUGGGCGAGGAUGGCUUUGAACUUGCCAGGGCAAUGGAUUCACCUCGCGUGAUAAAAAGUCAUUUGCAGCAUCGCUUCAUGCCAGACGAACUGGAACACAAAGACUGCAAGGUGGUCGUCCUCUUCCGCAAUCCCAAGGAUGUUCUGACUUCAUAUUUCCACUUCUACCGGUGCUCUUCCUCUUUUGGACAAUUCCGGGGAUCGUGGGCAGAGUUCUUUGACAUGUUUCUUGCUGGACACGUUGACCACGGGUCAUGGUUUGAUUUUACCGAGAGCUGGUGGUCUCAGCGUGACAGGGAGAACGUCAAGAUCUGCUUCUACGAAGAUUUUCAGGAGGACUUGACAUCAGAGCUGUCACGCCUGGCUGAGUUCCUGGGCAAAGGUCAUCUAGCAGCAAACGUGCUUUCGCGCAUCGCUGACCAUUGCAGCUUCAGCAGCAUGAAGAAAAAUCCGAUGACCAAUCAUCUCGACGUUUACUCCAUCAACAGCGACAUUUCCCCUCUUCUCAGAAAAGGACAAGUGGGUGACUGGCGCCGUCACUUCACUGUGGAACAGAGUGAGGUGUUCGACAUGAAGCUCGCCUCCAAGCUCGGCCAUCUCGCCAUUCCGUUCAGAUACGAGCUGCCUCAGCAGCCGAGCGCUCAGCCGUGACGGAAGUCGCCGAACCGCUGCCGGAAAUUGCCGAGGGCCAGAAACAGUCACGUGCACCUCUGUGUACGUGCACGCAGAGACGAUGAGGGCGUGAAUCUAAAAGAGGGAGGGACUGA
Molecule: messenger RNA, 2030 nt
Organism: Pomacea canaliculata
Lineage: Eukaryota; Metazoa; Mollusca; Gastropoda; Architaenioglossa; Ampullariidae
Product: sulfotransferase 1C4-like
Exons: 7
Coding region: 997-1914 (305 amino acids)
Biological process (GO): sulfation
Cellular component (GO): cytoplasm
Molecular function (GO): sulfotransferase activity
Source: RefSeq, a predicted model, not a curated record